AUGAAUGAUAAUAACUUGAAUUCUGCCGAUGAAGAUAAAUUAAUCUCAUGCAAAGUCGUUUUAAUUGGAAACCCUGGUGUUGGCAAGACAUCGCUUGUUAAUUACUGGAUCAAUGAAAAGUUUACUCGUAGAUAUGCUCCUACAAUUGGUGCAAAUCAUUUAAGAAAGCUAAUCAAAGUCGAUGACGAGACAGUAGAUGUAUGUGUAUGGGAUACUGCUGGCCAAGAGCAAUUUUUAUCUCUUGCUCCACUAUAUACUCGUGCAGCUGCUUGCGCAAUUGCAGUAGCUGCAAUUGAUGAUAUCGAUUCAUUCAAGGCUCUUCCUACAUGGGUAAAUAUGAUAAAUGACUCUUGUGAUGAAAUACCGCCAAUCUUAUUAGCCAUUUCAAAGACAGAUCUAACAACACCCAAUUGCCCAACUGAAGAAUAUAUCGAAACUAAUUACGGCACUUAUUUUGCAGGAAUUUUUUACACAAGUUCCAAAUCUGGAGAGAAUGUUGGUCUGCUUUUCACACAGGCAUCUAAACUAGGACUCAAUUUUAUUAGAUCACGUCAUAAUUUCAAAACAAAUAAAACUGAUCUCAACGCUGCAACUUAUCUUGAGCCAAAAGAACAAAAAUGUUGUUAA
Molecule: messenger RNA, 627 nt
Organism: Trichomonas vaginalis G3
Lineage: Eukaryota; Parabasalia; Trichomonadida; Trichomonadidae
Product: GTPase protein
Exons: 1
Coding region: 1-627 (208 amino acids)
Molecular function (GO): GTPase activity; GTP binding
Source: RefSeq, a predicted model, not a curated record